AAACGAUGGCUAAACUUGACCUAUCUCAAUUUGAAAAAGUGCUGAUCACUCAUUUUCAUAAAUAGUUUUGUCUUAAUUCAAUUGCAACCGCACAUUUCACUCACGUAAGCUGAAUGUGCAGUGUGAGUGAAAUUAAUCUUCUUAUGGAUAACUAUAUAUAGAAUGUGGCUACCGGUAUUGACCAGUAUUAAUACGCUUUGCCCUUUUCUCGUUGUGGGGCAAAGAGUCCAAAAGCUACAAAUUUGCACAACCAAAAAAGCUUGCGUUGCAAUGACGCCGAUUAGUCGCAUACAAGCAUUCGAUCAGUACAAGUGCAAGCGGCGCAGCUGCAAUAAUGUCAGUGGGCAGCUUAAUUGAUAGUCUGGAUACGGAUGCAGAUGUGGAUAAUGUGACUAAGGCACAUGAAGAGGGAGUGCAGGAAUUGCGCAAUUGGUUGGAUGCUAACCCCGAAAUAAAUGGAUGCAAAACCUAUGAAAGCUUGUCUUUCUUUCUGCGCACAUGCAAAUUCGACUUGGAGCGCACCAAGAAGAAACUGCAAGUGUUCUAUCGAAUGCGUGCGGAGAGAAGCGAGUGGUUUGACAACUGCGAUCCCAUGCUGCCCGAAAUACAGGAGCUGCUGAAGCUAGGGGUGUUUCUGCCUGUCGAUGGUGUCGAUGAACACAAACGAAAGGUGGUCAUCAUCCGCACUGCGGUCCACGAUCCCAAGCGUCACACACAGAACAACGUAUUUAAGACUAGCAAAAUGAUAUUGGAUUUAUUGCUAAAACUGGAGCCAGACAAUUGUGCACGCGGCAUUGUGGCCAUCAUGGAUAUGGAAGGCGUGCAAUUGGGUCAUGCACUCCAGUUAAAUCCCAAGCUGAUCAAACGAUCCGUGGAGAGCUGGUCAGCUUAUCCAUGCCAGCCCAAGCUACUGGAAUUCACCAAUGCGCCGCGUCACGUCAACAUAUUUCUUAACACCUUUCGCGUCUUUAUGACAGCAAAGAUACGAUCCCGUGUCGUUGUUCGACGUGCUGGCACAACGGUCGUGUGUAAACAGCUGCCAAGGGAUUUGGAUGGACAAGGUGCCAGCUACAAAGAAUUGGCUAUGAAGUGGAAAAAGUUGCUCGAGACUCAUGCUGAAUUCUAUGUGGAGCAAGGCAAAUACAAAAGCGUACUCAAGUAAAUUGGAGCGUUCAAUUGGCGUACGCGAUUAGCGUGUGAUUAACCGAAUGUGAUUAGAAAUAGUACAUAUAAUAAACCUAUAUAUGCAUAUAGUAUAUGUUGAAUGCGUAGAUAAUAGUAGACCGGACACACAUAUGUACAAAUGCCUUUGUGUUGUAAUUAAGGUUUCGGUUAGACAUACAUAUAUUUAAAUAGUUGAU
Molecule: messenger RNA, 1361 nt
Organism: Drosophila nasuta
Lineage: Eukaryota; Metazoa; Arthropoda; Insecta; Diptera; Drosophilidae
Gene: pinta
Product: prolonged depolarization afterpotential (PDA) is not apparent
Exons: 3
Coding region: 335-1162 (275 amino acids)
Cellular component (GO): membrane
Molecular function (GO): phosphatidylinositol bisphosphate binding
Source: RefSeq, a predicted model, not a curated record